AUGAAAACCUGGAACAGAGAGGUGAUUCGAUUGGAGCAUACCAAGGCCUACACCACUAUCGAUGAUCAAAUGUACCUUUCCCACUGCACGCCCGCCCAAAACGAGAGUCUUUUGCAGAGGGACGGCAUCACGCAUGUUCUCAACACGGCGAUUGAACUUGAAACCCAACGAUUUGUGAAUGUCCACGUCUUGCAUUUGAAACUCUACGACAGUCCCGACCAGCAAUUGCCCUUGAAGGAUUCUUAUUCACAUGUCAAGGCACGCAAACCCAACAUUGGACCCAACUUUGGCUUUCUCAGCCAACUGCAAGAGGCAGAAAUUAGACUCUUUCACAAUCCCAUUUGUUCCACGGGAAUGGCGGAAUACAAGGCCGAUAAUUUGUUAGAAAUAUUGGAUGGGUCUGGAAAAACCAAGGAACAAGUCAUGGCAGUACUGAAACAAACAGGUGGAAAUGCACAUGUUGCGUUGGACAUGCUUCUGGAUUGA
Messenger RNA from Cylindrotheca closterium, 486 nucleotides. NCBI's taxonomy places the organism in Eukaryota, Bacillariophyta, Bacillariophyceae, Bacillariales, Bacillariaceae. The record is from the annotation of a GenBank genome assembly.